AGUAACUAAAGAGAAACGUCAAAUCAGUAAUUGAAGAGUCGAAAAGUGUAUACGCGUUCAUGUUGCAAUUAAAUUUCUCGAAAAGAAGUUAUUUCCACCACCCAAAGGACAACAAGUAAAACCAAACCAGUGGCAUAUCUCCCGCAUUUCGACGGUACCAGUACUUUCCGGUUGAUGCACGCAACGGGAAGAUGGCCAACGCAGACACCAUCCAAGUGAGUUCGCUUCCUCUGCCACCGGCCCAGUAUAUCAAUCUCUACACCGAUGAAAACAUUCGGAAGAAUCGGGCCCCGAAGCCCCCGGCACCAAUUCAGGAUGCGUACACCAUGUUCGGAAAUCCGUUCAGUAACGAUGACAACAUUAUUCGACCGCUAGAAGCACAAGGCUUCAAACGGCUGUACCCGCAGCAUUUCGACAGACGAAAGGAACUGAAGAAGUUAAAUCAUUCGCUGCUUGUCAAUUUUCUGGAUCUGAUCGACUUGUUGGUACACUAUCCGGACAGCCCACGGAGGGCUGAAAAGAUCGAGGAUCUAAGCCUUCUGUUCGUACACAUUCACCACUUGCUGAACGAGUUCCGUCCGCACCAGGCACGGGAAACGCUGCGUGUUAUGAUGGAACUACAGAAGCGCCAGCGGAUAGAAACCACGCAGCGGUUUCAAAACCAUCUGGAGAAGGUGCGAGAAAUGGUGAAGAAUGCUUUCGCAUCGCUGCCGGAUCUUACCGAAUCGGACCGGUUGGCUGGAACGGCUGAACCGAUGGACACUGGUGAUGAUAACGACGCCAACAAAAACCGUGGGGAAGGGUGCCACCCGCUAGAUCGCCUCAUGUGCGAACUGGUGGAUAAUAUGUAAUAAGAGCGUUAUUUUUUUCUUAUUCUCGAUAAAACUAAGUAUAAUAAUAAUACAUUAUUUGAGGCCCUUAGCAAAAUGCAGGAGUAAACGGGUAAGCGCUUACGUCUUGGUUUUUCGUCUACUCACCGGGAUCUCGAGUGUUGGCUGCCGAACACAAAUUUUAUCAAUUUAUCCGUUAGUUUGGAUUCCGGGCAAUGUAAUGCAGCUUUGGCUAGAUUUCCUUUUUUUCAACAUAGAGUAACCAGAAAUCAGCUAUUAAAACCUCGUUUAAACAAAUAUAAAUUAUUAGUAGCUUUCAAAACA
Messenger RNA from Topomyia yanbarensis, 1154 nucleotides. RefSeq names its product mediator of RNA polymerase II transcription subunit 7 (gene MED7). Gene Ontology annotation, cellular component: mediator complex; core mediator complex. The transcript has 2 exons. The record is from RefSeq and is a predicted model, not a curated record. Gene Ontology annotation, biological process: regulation of transcription by RNA polymerase II. Gene Ontology annotation, molecular function: transcription coregulator activity. Lineage: Eukaryota; Metazoa; Arthropoda; Insecta; Diptera; Culicidae. Bases 192 to 851 code for a protein of 219 amino acids.